UUGCCUGAUGCCAGUACCGCACCAUUCCCCUCGAACGAUGUAUCGUUUGUGCGGGGCCGCCUUAUUAGAAAACGACAUGUCAUUUUCUAGGGCACGUGUAUCUUGAAUGGCCUCUCAUCUCCACCGGCAAAAGAACAGCUGAAAAUUAUAACAAGCCAAUUCAUCCAGAGCUUUCCUUUUCUCUGCUUGCCUCUCAACAAGAACCAGGGUUUUACGAUAGCAUCUGACCUCAGGUUGGCCAGUUGUUUUCCUCUUAAUUCUGUGUUUAAUCCCAUGCUGUCCUUGAGACAAGAAAAUCAAAGAAAAAGCUUAACCGAUUUUUUGUUUCUUAUAAAUUGAAUCAAGGUUGUGUAUUUUAGCUGUUGAUGUUUGUGUUUUGAGCACAAAGAAGAGAUGGACAAGCUGAAAUUAUCUGAAUGGGGUGAACGGUUGAAGACUGGUGGGGCUCAGAUGAGUCGACUUGUAAGUGAUAAGGUGAAAGAAAUACUGCAAACCCCAACACCUGAAUCGAAGAUGGUUGAUGAAGCUACGUUAGAGACAAUGGAGGAGCCCAACUGGGGUUUGAAUCUGAGGAUAUGUUCGAUGAUUAAUAGCCAAGAGUUUAGUGGUACGGAGAUUGUUAAGGCUAUAAAGAGGAAGAUUUCGGGCAAGAAUUCGGUGAGCCAAAGGCUGAGUCUUGAUUUGUUGGAGGCCUGUACUUCGAAUUGUGAGAAGGUGUUCUCCGAGGUGGCGUCUGAGAAGGUGUUGGAUGAGAUGGUUAGGAUGAUCGAGAUUCCGCAAACGGAUCAGGGGAAUCGUGAUCGAGCUUUGCAGUUGAUUAGGGCUUGGGGAGAGUCCGAGGAUCUUGAGUAUCUGCCUGUCUUUCACCAGACCUAUAUGAGCUUGAAAGAAAGAAGUCUGCCUACACCACCAGUUGGAGAUGGAAGUUCAUUCCCCAUGCAAUAUUCGUUGGAGUCGUUUGUUCACCAGGAUCCAUUGUCUCCUCCUGAAAGCUAUCCUAUUCCUGACACGGGAUUGCAUGGUGCAGAUCAUGGUACUCUUCCAUAUAACUCUGGGGGGGUAUCAAUUGAGGAAAAGAAUGAAACACUUGUAACAACUCGGAACAGCCUGGAACUUCUUUCUAGUAUUUUGAAUGCUGAAACUGAGCCAAAACCCGUUAAGCAGGAUGAUCUUACAGUAAGCUUGGUGGACAAGUGCAAGCAGUCACAGCCUGUCAUUCAGAGGAUCAUAGAGAGCACCACUGAUGACGAGGCAAUGCUUUUUGAGGCCCUGAAUCUCCAUGAUGAGCUCCAACAAGUCAUUCUCCGAUACAACGAGUUGGAAGCUGGUAUAAAAUCCAGAGAGCACCUGCCUGAAAGUUCCAGUAACACCGGGGCCAAUAUAUUGCCUGCUCAAGUUGAACCUCAUAAUGAAACCAAGAUAGCAGAUACUCCAGAAGGGCCUGCUCAAGCUGAACCUCGUAAUGAAACCAGGAUAGCAGAUCCUCCAGAAGGGCCUGCUCAAGCUGAACCUCGUAAGGAAACCAGGAUAGCAGAUCCUCCAGAAGGGCCUGCUCAAGCUGAACCUCGUAAUGAAACCAAGACAGCAGAUCCCCCAAAAGGAGAGAGUGCUGAAUUUAGCAGCCAGAAGAAAAUUGACGAGCGAGAAUUCAGUUAAAGCACAGUAUGCAGGGUUUGUGAAAAUGCACGUUGCAGGUGUACUUUCUUUAAUCCUCGAUUCCUUGUAUGCUAAUAAGUUGUCCUUUCCUGCUAUGUAGUGAUACAUCGAUAAUCAGGCUGUUUUUAUUAGUUAAGAGAUUUUACGUAAUUAAGUUGGUUAUACUUAUCUCCCUCGUACUUUACCAGCUGGGAAUGAUUUCUGGGUUUUGCAUUCCUGUGUAUUACAAAAAAUCAUGUCAGAUUAUUGCCAAGAGCUUGUUUUUUUCUCUGCCAUUUUAUUUAAUUCGGUGUUUUUUUUUCA
Molecule: messenger RNA, 1959 nt
Organism: Populus trichocarpa (black cottonwood)
Lineage: Eukaryota; Viridiplantae; Streptophyta; Magnoliopsida; Malpighiales; Salicaceae
Product: TOM1-like protein 2
Exons: 3
Coding region: 394-1656 (420 amino acids)
Biological process (GO): protein transport to vacuole involved in ubiquitin-dependent protein catabolic process via the multivesicular body sorting pathway
Molecular function (GO): ubiquitin binding; phosphatidylinositol binding
Source: RefSeq, a predicted model, not a curated record